This is a messenger RNA of Xyrichtys novacula (pearly razorfish), 20306 nucleotides long. The record is from the annotation of a GenBank genome assembly. NCBI's taxonomy places the organism in Eukaryota, Metazoa, Chordata, Actinopteri, Labriformes, Labridae.
AUGGCAGAGAGGAGACGACUGGGCUACAAUGUGCACAGGGAAGUCCUGGAUGAAGGAGAGGUGGAGGAGAUGGCUGAAAAGUCCGAAGAAAAAACAUCUCUGUGUGAGAAUUUUAACAAGUCAAUGAGGUAACGCAAACCCACACCUGACCAGCAGUAAUUUCCAAUCCUGUGUACUCAUGGUGUAAAAACUCAUUCACGACUCAGCAGUUUUUGGAACUUUGAUUACCAUACACCAUGAUGUUUAAGGCUGAUUACAAAAUGCCAUGUGCAGUAUUAUAGGCUUUGUUUUGAGACUGUCAUCCAAGUGAACCUCUGAUCCCUGCUUACAUAAAACUGAUAAUCAAAAGAACACCUUCUCCUUAGUGCGUCAUAUUAAUAGAUCCAUAAAUUAUGCAAUGAGUCCUCCCUUAUUGACUUCUUAUCAUGAUCCUACUGGAGUUGAAUAGGUGUUAUUAUAUCAGCAAAGCUUAUCUGACGGAUACGUUUCAUUCAGAGCAAUGACAAUACACGUGAAAAACAUUUAAAUUUGUCAUGUUUGUUAUUAUUUCAGGCUAAAGAUAAUUUAGAAGACAUUUUUAUAAACUCGUUUUGCAGUAAAAGGAAAUGUCACAGUCACCUGUACAUCAUCGUGACACACACUGAGAGAGAUAAAUCAUAUAAAGACAAAAGGCAACAGUCAUGCUGUUCUAAAUGUGAGGAAACCAUCAAUAAUUAAACUGAGACAUUCUUGAUUCGCUCAUGUAACGAAUUUAAUUGUUUGCUGGGCAGAAGCAAGAAAUAACAUACAGUGUCCUGGCUGAGAGGUUGAAAGGUCAUUUAUUAACUUUGAGAUGUUUGAAAAACAAGUUAACUGGACAUCAGAUAUUGGAGACGAUGAGCCAAACACAACAGACUCUGUACAGACUAUAUUAAAACAAACAAACAAAAAAAAUACCCUCUUCUCCUUGUCUCCACGUUGACACACACUUAGGUGCUCUGGUCCCCGUAUGAAGAAAUGCCUGCUGGGUAGCUUUCCUGUGCUAUCAUGGCUGCCUCGAUACUCCAUCAGAGAGAAUGCGCUAGGUGACCUGAUCUCUGGGAUCAGUGUCGGCAUCAUGCAGCUGCCACAAGGUGAGGAUGGAUGUUUCAGAUACAGACAGAGGAAGUAAAGAUUAAGAAAGAGUUGUUGUCAUGGUUUAUAUUCUAUGCUGGUGUUUGCUCUCAUUUUCUUUAAGUCCUCCCAACAGCUGCUUAUAGAAAUGUUCCUCUGCUGUUCCUGCAGGUAUGGCCUAUGCUCUGCUAGCAGCAGUUCCUCCAGUCUUUGGUUUGUACUCCUCCUUCUACCCGGUCCUGAUCUAUUUCAUCUUCGGCACAUCCAAGCACAUCUCAAUCGGUAUGUUCCUGGCAAAUAGAACAUGUGAUGUACCCAGCACUGUGGGCUGCAGUGUACUGUUGUUGUAGGGUCACCAAACAUCUAGUCCAAGUCACAAAAGAACAAUCCAAGUCAGGUUCCUAUAAUCUGAGGAUUCAUAAGGAGGACCACUUCCCAGUUCACCAUAGUAUGAGCUUGUAUUGACUGUGUGGGACCUUUAGGAUAUACAGUAUAGAAAACAGAUUUAACACCUUAACAUUAUGAGCCAAACAUCAUUUCAUUUCCCACAGGUAGAUCAUGACUUUAAAAGGGGGCUUCAGCAUAUUUAACAAACAUAUUAAGUCAUUUCGUAUCCAUAAAGGACAGCUAUCUGGGAUCAAAAAAAUGAACUACCACCUCUCACUCAUUUACCUCUACAUAUGUUGUGAAAAGCGUUUGCACUGCAUGUGAUCGUAGAAAAACAGAGAGACAGAGGUGCAGUAGGUCCCUUCUAUUCAUGCAGACUAACGAUAAGGAUCAAUGUCUCUAGUCAAAUGUAAACCUGCUGUUACUGCUGGUCUAAAUGUGUUCAGUUUUUGGAGCUUUAUCACAACAGGUCCACACACAGAUCACCUGUUGUGAUAAUCAAAGAUUAAAAACACUAGUUGUGUUAUUUAGUCCUGCUGAUGCAAGUAUCAUUGAUCAUUGAUCAAACUUGUGUUGCAAUCAACUAUUUAGUUUGUAAUUUAAUGCACUGUGUGCUGCUUUCUGUGCCAGUCAGGGUAGUACCUUUUCUCUUUUUUUGAUAAUUAGACCUUAUAUAUUGUGUUGUUUCUUUCUUUUCAACUCACACUUUUGCUGCACUAGUACUACUAGCACCUGGAAAGACAUGUUUUGUUAAAAAAAAAAAAAAAAAACGAAAAAAAACUCACAGAAACAUUGAGAAGUCUUUACCUGUAAAUGAGCAAAUCACGAUUGUGUUAAUGCACAAGUCUGAGAACAAGUUCAAGUCAUAAGUGCUUCAGUCUGUGUCAAGCCACAAGUCUCAAAAAUCAGGACUGAAGUCAGAUUUCAGUCACAUCAUUAACCCAAAGAAAAAAAUGGGUUUAAGUUUAGGAGGACAUGUCUCCCAAAAUAUCCAUGCGCUGCUUUUCAGUGAAAUGGGUGUCUCUUCUCCAGGAACAUAUGCAGUGAUGAGUGUGAUGAUAGGGGGAGUGACAGAGCGACUAGCCCCCGACUCCAAAUUUGAAAUACAGGACAACGUGACCAACUUGACUAUUGUGGAUGACGUCGCCAGGGAUGCAGAGAGGGUCCAAGUGGCUGCAGCUGUCACAUUGUUAUCUGGAUUGUUUCAGGUAAAUAUGAGGAUUAUGUGGAGGCUCUGGUCUGGUCAGAUAUUUGGGAAUAAGCUUUUCUGGAGGUUUAGAUGUUUCUAAAGUAAGAGUGACGAUGUGAUCUGUAUAUGUUGGGAAACAUUAACUGGAAGGGCAGGGCAGUAAAAAACUACAGCAUCACAAUCGUCAGUCUUGUUCACUGAUGGUCUUGUUCACUUUUGUAUAUCAGUAAAAAGUUUCGAAAUUAAUUUUGACCGAUUUCAUAAGCAUAAAAAAACUCCCCACAGGAGCUUUAAAUAUCCAUGUCUGUUCAUUUUCCUCUGGGUUAUCUCCUUAGAUUCUGCUCGGCCUGGUCCAGUUCGGUUUUGUUGUGACAUACCUAUCAGAGCCGCUGGUUCGAGGUUACACCACAGGAGCAGCCAUUCACGUUAUUGUGUCCCAGCUGAAGUACACGUUUGGAAUCAACCCAGUGAGAUAUAGUGGACCCUUCUCAUUGAUAUAUGUAAGACUAAACAAAGCCUGCGCGCCUUCACAUUUUACAAAACUUGCCUCUAAUGACAUUUAUUUGCUGGGCAUUAGGAUUUUUUUGUGGUCUAUCACCCCUGGGAAAUAGCUGUCCUCUGUUUCCUUCUUUUCAGACUGUGCUGGAGGUGUGUUAUCUCAUUCCAGAGACAAACGUAGGUACUCUUGUGGUCAGUAUUGUUGCCAUAGUCGGCCUCAUCCUGGCCAAGGAGCUCAACGCAUACCUGAGUAAAAAACUACCUGUCCCUAUACCUGUGGAGCUGCUUGGUGUAAGUAAACAAAAUAUACAUGUGUGUCUAUUCAUGGAUGGUUUCAAGUUCACACAAAUGAGCACAAACAACUGUUUAUACAAAACUUCUACCCCAUCUCCUACAAUCUAUACUCUAGGUUGUCGUUGCAACACUAAUCUCCUGGCAAGUGGACCUGAAUGGGAAAUAUAAAGUGGAUGUGGUGGGGUUGAUUCCUUCAGGGUGAGAAAAACACAGAGAAAACAGAAAGGGAUGACUGUAUUUGAAAAGUUGAAUAUUCUUAAUCUUUUCACACUUUAUGUCCAGUCUCCAGCCCCCUGUUGUCCCGGAAGCCUCUCUGUUUGGUCAGGUGAUUGGUGAUGCCUUUGCUCUGGCUGUGGUUGGCUACGGUAUUGCCAUCUCACUAGGACGAAUCUUUGCCCUCAAAUAUGGAUACAAGGUGGACAGUAACCAGGUAGGGAGCAGUUGGAUUAAAUAGUCCUUUCAGAUUAAUAACCAGAAUUUAAGUGUUGUUUUUUUUCCCCUCGGUUUAGGAACUUAUUGCCCUGGGUUUGAGCAACACUGUUGGAGGAUUUUUCCAGUGUUUUGCCAUCAGCUGCUCAAUGUCUCGCACCAUGGUUCAGGAGAGUACAGGGGGGAAGACUCAGGUUGGUUAUGAGCAGACAUUAUUCCAAAGUGCCUUUUGGUUAAUGCAGUUUUAAGUCUCUGAGGUUGACAGUGCAGAUCUCAUUCAGAGUGAUUUGAGAAAUCAGAGGUACACUAGAUCCACUUUUUAAUUACAAGACAUACCUUAAGUAGGUUAUCGAAUUUAUGAAGCAUGUGCAAAGAGUUUUUGAUGUGUAUGAAACUGACCAAAAUCACGAAUUUCUGCACAUUUUUUCACUUUAUUUAUUUUGCAUGAUAAAAAAUACACAAAAAAAGGAUUAAGGAAAGUUGAUAAGCAGAGUUUAAAAAAGCAGAGAGCCAUGGGAGCUGAUUGGACACCUCCAUCUGAAUAUUGGCUAAAUAUCACAAAUUCAAUAAAAAAAAUAAAAUGAAAUAAAUAAAUAAUAAUAAUAAUAAUAGGUUCAGGAGAAUAAAAAGAUUAAAUUUGACAGGAGAAAUGAAAGCAAACCUUCAUAUGAUUCAGAGUAAGAGUUGAAGUGUUUAGGAGUUAUUCCCUUCAUAUAUGAUUUAACACAAUAAAACAGAUAUUUGAAAAAUUUUGAUGUUAUGAACUUUAAGACUCUGGAGCAUCUGAAACACUGAGCAGAUAAGACCUGUGAGUCUGGUCAGUGUUUCUGAAGCAUUUCUCAACCCUUUCUAAUGGUACCAAGAGAUUUGUUCGUCUUUCUGCUAACCCAGUCAAUGUCUUUUUUGGCUCAAGUUGUCAUCAGCAAAAAUGGUCCCCAUUGCCUGAUGCUGUUGCUGAAGGGCAGGUGUCAACAUGAUGAACAGCCCACUUCCCAAGCAGCCGUUGUUUACAUCUUCUAUAGGAAAGAUUCUCAAUGAAUAUUACAUGUGAAUAUAUUCAAAGAAAGCAGGAUGAGAUUUUACGAUAAAAACACGACUCACACAUGUCAAGGACAUACCAACAAAGAGAUAAGAAGUGCUCAAAGAGCAUAGAGGUCACUGAAAUUAACACAGACUCAAAGUUUCUCACAGGAAUUUACAAAAAAGAAAAACCUGUCCCACUCCUCCCUCUUUUCAGUUACUUAAAAAAAACAAGCCACUCCAAUGAAAAUUUUAAAAUCUGCCUUAAAAAUGUAAGUUAGAAAAUAUGCUUUCUUUUCUACUGAACUUAAAUCUUAAAUUUAUAUGGUAAGAUCAAAAUUUAGGCAAUAAAUCAGUGAGUUUUUAUUGUUUUCAGGCAUUUUACUAAAUAAUCUAAUUGAAACAUAUCAUAUAGAGCAGGUCCAAACAUUUUUUUUUAAUUUUAUUACAAUUAUAAAUGUGUAAUUUUAUUAGACUGUAUUAACAGCAUAAUGAAAAACUGGUCUUCAAAAGAAACAAAGAAUAUACAUGUCAAAUAUCUGUGAUGCUGAUCAUUCCAAGUCAAUAUACUGAGGCCUUCUAUGAGGCCAUGCUACUGAUGAACAUACUUUUUUUUUUUAUUGAUAUAUUUUAAUUUUCUCAUUUUCAUCCCACACAGACAAAAAGCACAGUUUUUGAUAAAUGCUCACUGGUUUCAGUGACUGUCGUAUUGAGAUUUGACAUGGUCAUGCAUUGAGUAUUUCUCUCCCAACACUUCACUUUGCCCAUAGCUACAAACCUGUGCGAUCUCAAAGGUUAAUCAGAGUGAAAAGCUGCUUAAAAUUACUGUUAGUCCGUUAAGUAGCACCAUUAAAAAUCACUUAGGGAAUCAAUUCUUGCCCACAUCAUUGAAGUCCACCUACAUGAACACAUAUUUGCUGAAAGACCAAACCAAUUACAUCUGACAACACCAUUAAUCAGCUGAGGCCCAUAACAGAUGACAGAGGAGAGGAGAGGAGGCGCAAACUGCUGAUGCUUUGACUUCUCUCAUAAUCCUGAACCAAUUCACUCCAACAAGCACUCCAUCAUCCAUCUUCUCUCUGUUUUCUCUUUCAGCCUGCUUUCUAAUCUCUCUCCCCUGUUUCUCAUUUAUCAUGCCUCUCAGUCUCCUCUCUCUCCCUGCUGCAGGUUGCCGGGGCUUUAUCAGCUGCAGUUAUUCUUGUCAUUACACUUUGGAUUGGAACUCUCUUUGAAGAGCUGCCCAAGGUACUGUGUGUGUACGUGUGUGUGUUUGCAUUAGUUCACAUCUGUGCAGGAUGUGGCACAUGCAUGUGUCCAAAUCUGGGUGUGACAUAUGUCCAAGCACUCAGUUAAAGUCAGAUAUUUCUCCAGCUUUUAGCUAAGCUGCUGACCACUUUAAAACAUCUUAUUUGACAGAUUGAUGUGAAGUAAUCCACCAUUUAAAUGUCUGUAAUUUAAUUCCCCCUGCAGGCCAUGCUUGCUGCCAUCAUCUAUGUAAAUCUUCAUGGCAUGAUGAAGCAAUUUUUGGACAUCCCUGCACUGUGGAGAAGUAACAAGGUAGACAUGGUGAGUAAACUUUGUUUUUAACAAGUACAUGUGGAGUGUUUUUUUAAAAACCAAGAUUAAUACAUUUGUAUCUUGGUUACAGGAUGUACUACUGAUCAUUUCUUUUUGGUUUACAUGUUAAAUUACAUGUAGAUGUUUGUAUGUUCUAGCCUGGUGGACAGUUAGUAGAAAGGCUGUAAAACACUUGUGUACAGACACACCUAACUCUUUGAAGGGAAAAAAAACUGAUACUGUGAUUGGUUUGAUUUAUAUUACACCCCAAACACACUUCAAUGAUCGUAGGAUUUAAUCCAACCUGUCUGCCCCCUGUACCUCACUUGGUGCCCAGAUUUAACGGCUGAAUAGCAGUCUGCCAUGCCUGAAUUCCCACUGCAGCAUGUGCUUUAGACCAUGUGUUUGUUGAUGGUGUGAACAGGGCUCAGUCUCUUCCUGUACCAGUCAGUGUUGACCAGUGAAUCCUAACAGGCCUUGCAGCCCUGAAACAGACUGAAAUCAUUACUGAUGCAUCCCCAAAUUAGACCAUCAUCAACAGGAUUGACAAUUUCUAUUUUGUAUUUUUUUAUGUCUGACACUGCUUGAAGAAGGGUGGUAGACCAGGAGACUGACAAAAUGCCAAACAAACAAUCUUUCUUUACACUUUCAGCUACAAAUACUGUGAGUGACAGGAAAAGAUCAGUAGGUAAAAAGAUGUGCAUGUUUGCCCACAGGUGGCACCAUUAUCUAUGCACACAGGCAAUUGCAGAAGCAGCUUUAAAUACUUUUGCAAGAGGUAGAUCGUGUUUGUUCUGUAAGAAACAGCCUUAUUGAUCACAUAUGGAAAAUGUGUUCGACUGCAAAGAGAGAGUGUCUUGAUUGGAUAGACCUUAAGCAGAUGAGUAUGAAAGAUUAUUUACUUUUGCCUUUUAGUAAUACUUUAAAUAAAUAAGGUUGUAUGGUUAGUGACAGAUAGAGGGUAUUGUUGAAUUUCCAGAGGGAAGCCCAGGGCACAAUAAGGACAGCUUUCAUUCCACACUUGGACUGUUGGAUCCCUUAUUCAAUGAGGAUUACACUGAAGGGUCUCUCGAAAUGUGACCCUGUUUGUGACCCUCCAUUUCUGUAACGUCUAUUAUCCUUUGUUCCCUGUCCCAGGUGAUCUGGGUGGUGACCUUUGUCCUCACCCUGUUGUUCAACCCUGACCUGGGUCUGGCUGCUUCCAUCGGUUUCUCCAUGCUCACUGUCAUCUUCAGGACACAGCUGUAAGAAAAGCCUGCCUCUGGGCUGACACACCCACUAUGAUGCUGUAACAAACACACCCAUAGCACAGCGUGAUCAGUGGAAAAAUGUCCUCUGUCGAACGCUGAUUAACACACCCAAACCCUCUCACAGAUUGUUGACAGUCCACACCCAAACACUAGGUAAGAGAACUGUUCUUUGUUUGGUGUGUUUCCAGACCUAAAUACUCCCUAUUAGGGCAGGUCCCAGACACCGACAUUUACCGGCCGCUGGAGGAUUACAACCAGGUACGACACCGUCCGUUUACUAAGUCUCAGCAGGAAGGAGGUAAAGCACUGGUUAGAGGUUAACAACUGUGUCACUGUGCUGUCCUAGCUUACACAGAGACUUACCUCUGAAUGAUUUUCAAAUAGGGUUUUUGAAAAAUUAAAACCUAGAUAAUUAAAUUCUCAAAAAUACUUUAAGUGUGUGUACACCACUAUCAGGAGAGAAAGUAUUUUUAACAAUAGAGUUGACCUUUUUGUGACCAAAAUAAAAUGCCUUUAUGAUUAACCCCAUUUUGUUAUUUAUUUUUUGGGGGUUUGUACUUACAUAACAGCCAAUAAGGAAAUAAUUAAAGCAAACGCAACACUAAAAACAGGACAUAAUAAUUUGGUAUGAUUCUCACUUAUCUGCACUUAAUCAGUGCUUCAGGGCCUGUGCACACUGACUCAGUUUGAGGGCAUUUUACAAAAGAAAGUGUAUUAAUAGUAAAAAAAAUAACUAUGCUGGUAUCAGUAGCUGCUCUACACUUAAAAAAAUCUCCCUAAAAUAAUAUGUAUCAGCUCCACCAGUAUUGUUGACAAAGUUAUCAUCCAAAGUCCCGCCCCUUCUCAAUUUGGAUGAGGAGCAUUUCACUUAUCCAGACUGACUAAUUAGCCAAGAUGUUAACCUUAAGUAAGAAGAGCUGCUGACAGGAUGUGUUAAUAUUUCAGCAGGAAGUACAGUUUCUGUUGUCUGAGUUUGGAUUUAGACCAUUAUAGCUCUACGGUCUAAUCAAUAACUUUUGACAGUCAGUUGGUCCAUUAAAUAUAUAUUCUUUUUUAAUCUGAUGACUGUCAUGAACUCCUGACAUUCACUCCACCACCAGAUUAAAAUUCACAUUUGGUGUGACGUCUCAACAGCUGCUGACAUUGAUUGCACACAUUUAUGUUCAAUUAAAGAGAUUUGAUGAAUAAAUUGACAGAUAAUUUUCCAUCGAGACCUGAAAAAUCUAUAACGUUUAAUUGUUUGAUCUCAAACCUGGGUUUACUCUCAGAUACUCUCAGAUACUUCUGAUUUACUGCUUACCGGCCAAACUUGAACAGGCUUAAAUGUUAACUAAGAUAAUAACAAUGGCAAAUAACUGGAAGUAAAUUUCCAAAUAUUAGAGGAAAGUAAUAUCAUUAGGGGCAUGCAGGCAUACUAAGGUCAGCAUUUAGCUCAAUGUAAAGACUCACAGGGAUGCUAGCAUGUCUUUUGUUGUUAGCAAGUUAGUUUAUAUAAAUUCUGAGACGAGCAUUUUCCCUUUAAAUUAUGACUUCUAAAAAUAAAUGAGUUAUUUUAUUUUUAUAGUGACUCUAUCACACAGCAGAUUUAACAAUGUGAUGGUAAAAGAAGGUCAUCUUCUUGAAAAAAUUCAUAUCGUCUGAUAAAUUAGUUUACUUAUUGACUGACCACUUACCUUUAGGUGAAGCAGGUACCAGGGAUUCUGAUCUUCCGUUCCUCUGCAACCCUCUACUUUGCCAAUGCUGAGAUGUAUCAGGAGGCUCUUGGAAAAAAGGUAAGGACUCACAGGGUCCCCACACAUAUGUAAGCACUUAAUGUUCAACCUCCUUCAUGCAGAAAUGCAGCCAAAACUGCUCAGCAUUUUCAGAUGGGAAUAAUAAAUAACACAAAAAUAGUCUCAUGAAUCAAAUAACAGUUUCCAUAAUUUCAACAAGGUCAUCAUAAAUUUUAAGCUAAAUUCGAUCAUUGGUCUGUUACAGGGGCUUGCUGCUCUCAGAUCUAAGAGUAUGUGUUUUCAGAUUUAUAGCCAUAACAGCUCUGAGAAGCCUCGCCUGAUUUUUGUGUAAAACUUCAGAGACUUCUAAAAGAAGAAAACAGGAGAUCAGAGAGUUUAUCUUCAGUCAUAAAAGGAAAGCAGUUCAUUGAUAUAUGUUAGUGCUAGAUUAUGUAAGUCUUUGAAGACAAAAAAGACAUAAAAAAUCUGUUCUGUGUGAUUCAAGCUGUCUAUGUUGUGGUGCCAGUAGAGGGGGAGGUCUUUUUAUGUCUUUAACACUCUGAAUGAACUGUAAUUUUUUUUACAUUUUAGGAAAGUUGCAACAAGCUAAGCUUCUCAAAAACCAUCACUUGAUAGAGUUCCAAAAUAAGCUGAUUUCUCAAGGCUCCAUGGCUGAAACAAAGUAAUUUCCUACCAUGUUAAUAUUUACCAGGCUCUCCUCCUUUGUUUAUUAUUAUUAUUAUUAUUAUUAUUAUUAUUAUUGUUGUUAUUAAUAUUUUAUAUUAUUUUUUUGGGAGGGGGGGGGGGGGGGGGUCCUUUUACCUUAUCAUCAAGAGUUCAAUCCCAGUGAGACAACAAUAGAGUUCAGUGGAGUAUGGAGAUUAUGUGUGGUGGAAGCAGAGUGUCAUCAGCAUAACAGUGUAGCUGAGAUUGUGUUUAUCAUUUAUUAUGCCAAGAGCAGGCAGAAAGAGAAAAUAAGGAUCAAGCAUGGUUGCUAGAAGGAAAUCGUAUUUACUGUCAAACAAAAAGGAACAUUGCUAAGAUACAAAAUCAAGCUCUGAACGAGAGAGUGCUAUCCAUCUUUCAAUCUUAUAGAUUAAAGUACAACAUGAGAAGACGGCUGAAGUUGUAGAAAUAGCUUCCACUUCUUUGAAACAGUUUAAGAGCCAAAAAACUAGUUUCAACAGUUUCCAUAACAGGAUCGCAGAUCUUCCUGUAUAAGCAAUUUUAGCCUCUCAGACAACCUCCAGAUUCCCUGGCUUCUUUCAGUUCUCAUCGCAUUGUCAGCAUUUUAAUUGAAGGUCUUCGAGAGACACAACCUCAGUUCAUGGCUAGAAAGCUGACCUUAACAGCACAGUAGAUCUGACAACUACAUCCAAACAUACAUUCCAGCAAGGUACAAAAUCACUUCAGUCACAACUGAACCCCCAGAGGAGAUUUUCAACCAUCUUUUUUUUUUUAUUGUGUUCACCCGUAGCUCAUAUAACUACAAGUCAUCAGUGCACAUUUGACUCUUUCUCUUUUCAAUCCAUCCCCUCGACAUGUAGAUUAAACCUCAAAGUAAAAUUAACCAGAUUCAUCUCUCCAAGCCUUUUUUUUUUCUUGCCUCAAACAACAGAUUUGUUUUUUUUUUUGUUUUGGAUCAAUACAAACUGAAUCAACCAGAGAUACACCCUGUUAUAAGAUAACUGUGGCCUGCAGCACAGACACACAGAGGGUCUCAGAGUAAAGGUUACAGAGGUAUAUCUUGAAAGGGCAUUAUGGAUGGUUCAAAGCAAGGAGGUCUAAGGUUGCAGAGGUUUCAGGAUUUGAGUCUCCAAAAUCAGAGGCUGGGCAUACAAUGUGCAAAUUGAAGCCAAUAGUGAACCAAUUUCUGAGCCAUAUGACUCUUCAUUCUGAUCACACAUUGUUUCUUAUGCAGUGUGCAAGGAGGCGGGAGAGAUGAUCUUGGUCCAAUUAACUGAAUUUCUGGAACAUAGGAAAAUUUGGUUGCGCAGUGCAAAAAAUACAGAAGAGCCGUAAAUUGAUUCUUUAAUUUAAGGGAUUUUCCCCCCAAUUACACCUGUGAAAUGUGGGUCAUGCUUUACAGUUGGUGUGGGCAAAUAAAGCGUGAGCUCUGAGAACAUGUUUCUUGGUUCAGCAUGAGUUCAUUUGUAACCACAACGUUUCUGAAAUCGUACAGUGCACUCUUGGCUGUACAGAGGUUGAGGUUUCUGGAGUUAGACAGUUGAUAACAGUGAUCAAGACAUAUGCAAAUUUGGACAGAGGGCGAAAAGCAAUUAGACUUGAAAACACACUUUUAAAAAAGCCCCAUGCUGGGUAGACUUGAAAACACACUUUUAAAAAAGCCCCAUGCUGGGUAAAGGGAAGCACCGGCAACUAUCUCAAGACUGAGCCACCGUCUCCCAUGCAGAGAGUGUAGGUUGCUAGAUUGCAGAUGACAGCAGGUGUGCAGGUUUGAUUGGCAGCAAGGUGUGUGGAUCCAGGGAUGCCAAGGUUCAGAUAAACACAGACACAUGUACACAGAAGACAAAUAAUUAUUCACAAACACACUGAGAAAAAAAGGGAAGCAGGGGAAAGAGGAAAAACAAGAGACUCAAAAGCUUACUAUAUGUCUUGACAAAAAAGCCCAGUCAUUGUGAAAUGUCUGUCAAGUUGUAAAAGUAUGAUAGAUUUAUCUCAGUCAGCGUCUCAUAACUUGAAAACUCUUUGCUGCUGGUCUAACAGAAGAAAGGAUUGACAUGUCUUCCAAAUAACAUAAGCGGACUCAAAUUCUAGUCAUAGUCCUCUUUGUAAUUAUAGUGUACGCAGCAGAGCGCAAACAGACAGGAAUAUGGGAUUUGUAAAUUAAUCUGUGAAUGUGGAUGUAUCAGACAUGGAAAAACACAGUGAACACACACACAGGCACAGAGGAAAAGAAACGACCAACUCUGGCAACAAUGCCCUUUUCACAAUUUCCGUGCAAUUAACUCCUCUCUUACAGACGUUAUUCCUGACACACUAAUAACUGACCCGACAUUUCACCGAUUCACACAUCAAGAUCCUGACAGACAUUGUUCAAAAUGUCAACCGACCAUUUUCUCCUCUCUUUUCUUUCCGUUCAACUUUUGUUCAAACUCUACCCUCCUUCUCCUUUCUCCCCCUUUUAUUCUUUCACUUCCUUUGUCACAUCCUUUUGGGGCAACUGAGAAGACAGAUUGGGAAAAGGUAGAAAUAAUAACAAAAGAUGGGAAGAGGGUGAGGAGCACAGAAUGAGAAUAAGAAAUAAUCAAACAUCUCAUUCAUUAAAAUGUCAACACGUCACAGCCGGAGGGGGUCGCUUUUUUCCGUCUGAUCUUUGAUGGAAAAAUAAGGCUUUAAAGAGCAGCUGUCAACUGGCAGAGACUGUGUUUGUCUUAUGGAUGUGAAAUUGCUUCCAGAUGAAUUCCAGACAUUGUUGGAUCUGGAUGAUUAGUUUUGCCACACAUAGCUUUGGCAUGCAGAAUACUCAGAUUUGGGUAUUUUCUCCCCAUUAAGUGGUUGAUCGGUUUCACAUCCAUUUUCACAUCACUGGUGGUGACUAAACUCAGUGAGCAGACUUGUAUAAAGGGCAUACAUAUGCAAUAACUGCAUUUGUGACAUGGUUCAAGGAGCAAAUAAGCUCUUCUGAUGACAAGAGUUGUCUUUCUGUUCUAUUUUCACUGUGUGGUGGGUUAAAGUGGCCUGCAGACACCUGGGAGAUGCUAAUGGCAAUCAGUUAUGUUUUGGAGGAGCAGGAAAGCUUGAGUGGAUCUAAUCAAACUCUGAUCCACUUCAAAACUUGGCAGGCACAUUUUUAAUCAAAAAAUAAUAAGUAAAAAUCUGCUUGCCUGUUGUUAAUUGAUGAUAAUAGAAUCUUUCUCAGCAGUCACAUUUCCUUGCUUACUGAAAACUGUCUUUUUUAUGUGGUUUGCAUGAACAAUUCUCUUGAAACACAGCUGGGAGGCUGAAAAAGUCCACUGUUUUGUUUGCACAACUUCAGAAAUGAGUUUAAAGCCAGUAACAGUCAUUUGCAUUUGCUAUAAAUCAAAUCUGACCUAAUGGAGCUGCUGAUGGGUCUGUUGACUGUAUAUUUUAACAGCACUAAGCUUGUCAGCACUAAGGUCCAAACAAAACAGCGUUUUUUGUCCUCUGUACUGUCCAGCUGGAAUAAAGCUCCUUUUGAGAGAGGCGCCCUCUGAAGAAGUGGUUCCUCUUCACUUGUUGAAGUUUGCAUUGGUUAGGGUUUAAGGGGUAGUUUUGAUGCAUAGAUUUACAGUGGUAGAUUAUGUCCUUUUGUGGAAGCUAAACUUUUCUAGAUAAAUAUAUCUAUCUCUUUGAAAUUAUCUGCUUCCCUGUGAAUGACACUUUUUUCUGUGAAAGGAGACGUUCAGAUGUCUUUAACCUGUUUUGCAUUUCGCUUGUCUGAGCUGGUCUGUAGCACUCUAACAGCCUACUGAUAGUUGGGUCCUGGAUUUACCAAACCCUAGCAUAAGCAACACCUUGUUAUUACUUUCAAUCAAUGUUUUAGGAAGCUAUAUUACCAACUAACUCUACACGGAGCUGCAGCCUGCAGGGCUUUGCUGUAGCUCCUUGAAAGCUGGUAUUACAAGCAUAUGCCAAAGAUAUCAUCCAGCCUAGCAUGCCAUUGCCAGUAACAUCCACUUUGGUUGGUUGUAGUCGUUUAUUCAUUCAGUCUUAUUUGAGAAUCUUCAUCUACUCACGGCACUGCUUUGCUGUGUGGCUGUUGCUCAGUGUAGCAAGCUUGUUUGAAAUGCUUUCAAAGGCUGUUAUGUACCUUGUUUUCUUUCUGUUAUAGAUUGCCAAUGUUCACAGUGGGAUUUUAAAACGGAGGAUAGUGGCAUUGAAUCAGCAUUUAAUAUUGACCAAUGAGUAGAAACGGUCUUUUAUAGUGCUAUUUGUCAAAUGAAGGCACUGAGCUUUCCUGAGUCAGCCUUCAAGGCUCUCCUUCAGGGAUUGUUCUUUUACAACUGUGUGGAAAAGCCGAACAUUUUUCUCUCAGGCUGUUACCUGCUGCACCUGCUUUGUUGACUCAACUGUUAUUUAAGUUUUGAGGACGGAGAUUAGUCAGUACAGGCUUAACAGGCUAGACCUGAAAUGACUGUUGGUGUUCUUUUGACUGAUGAUGAUGAGCUUAAUCUGACCAUAUACUAGAUGCAAGAGCACAUUAAGCUGCAAUGGACAUCUUUCAACUGUAGUCUGAACAGUAUUAUGUCACAUCUGCUCUACUGCUGUCAGUCUUCCCCUGCUGUAGCACAGUAGUGACUAAUAUGGCAUGUAACAGGUUUCCACAUAAGGUAGUAGUUUUAGGAAUCUUUAUGCAAACCUGAAUUUCUCAAGACCUCUUAUAAUUCCUGAAUCGAUGAAUCAGUUUCUUAUUUUAAUGACAGGGGAGAAAGUUUACAGCAGCCCAUGCAAGCUACCUCAGGAAGAAGCAAGUUUGACUUUUAAAAAGCAUAAAUCACCUGAUUGUCUUCUGCUGUUUCUUUCAGUCCGGCUUCGACAUAACCAAGAUCCUGUCAGCCAAGAAGAAACUUGAGGCCAAAAGAAAAAGGCAUGAGAAGAAAAAUGCCAGAAAAGCCAAAAAAGAUGCAAAGAAGAAUAGUGUGGGCAUGGUGAGGUUGACCAAAGAUGAGAUAUUCUGUGAAAAUGUUUUUUUUUUUUUCCUGAUGUGAUGAACACCUGCAUAGCUGAAAUGUCAUUUUGACAAAUUCCAAAUACAGCACGUUUUUUCAAAAGCGAUCUCUUAAGCCGCCUUCACACAUAAACUCCUGAUAUUUCUGGAUUAUUUCAGGACAGGCACUGAUAUUUUCAGGAGCAUAUUGUUAACACAAGCACCAUACAGCAGAUAAUGAACUGCUGCUCACUACAGUUUUUUGAGUUCUUCAUUUUACCUAGGGGCUAAAAGUGAAGAAAAAAAAAACUGAACGAAGUUAGAUUAGAUCGAGAGAUGCCAUUAUUUGAAUGAACUUAUACGGCCAAAACUUGGAUAAGGUUGGGAAUUGUGCAUUGCAUGUGUGAAAGAAGCAAUUACGUCAAAGUUAAAGGGAAAAUUAAAUACUCUUAAACCUCUAAAUGAUCUCUUAUGAUUGUGAUUCAUUAUCUCUUUGGUGGACUAACCUCCUAUUAGCAACUUUUCAUUGUGUCAUAUCUCCUCCUGUGCAGGAGGUGGAGCCAGAGGAGAAGGAGCACAGAGAUGUUGCUGUUAUUGAUAUGGACCCGGAGCCAAACCCCUCUCUUCCAAGAGCCAUCAUCCUUGACCUCAGCCCUGUGAACUUCCUUGACACUGUGGGAGUCAAGACACUGCGUGGUGUAAGGACAGAGCAGCCAAUGCACAAUACAUCAUCAAUACCAUAUGAAAGAUUUAAUUAGGAGUUUAAUUAGUGUAAAAUGAGUACACAAAUUAAAUGGACAAGUUUGGGCUUGCCAUGGACAAACCCAAAUUUCAAACAGCUGUAUGUUUUUGAUAAAUAACAAAAGUGGGAUGCCGUUGAUAAAAUUGUAUUUUAGGGGUUUGUAAAUCAGUCAUACUUACUUUUCAACUGAAAAUGCAAUGGUUACUUUUUUUAAUUAAAAGUUGGGACAAGACAUUAAGACACCAAAAAAGUUGUGCAAUGCUGAAAAGCAAACAAACACUAACAGCUUGAAUAACAUCUCCCAUUAUAUUUGUUUCAUUUGCAACAGCUUAGAAACAUGCCUGAGUACAAAAAGAGGCCAAGUCUCAGAGGUAAAGACAAGAAAAGGUUCACCACCUUGUGAGAGACUGCUUAGGCAAAUAAUUUAACCACUUCAGAAUGACAUCCCAUAUCAGUCAUUUGUAAAGCAUUCAGGGAUUUCAUCAUCUACAGCUCAUAAUAUCAUUCAGAGAUAAAAUAUAUGUACAAAAGCAACAGAACUAGAACCUGGGACUUAAUGGCUGUGAUCUUCAGCAGCACUGGAUCUGAAACAGACAUGACUCUGUAUUGGAAAUCACCACAUGGGCUAAGAAUCCCUUUACAACUUCUUCCAUGUCCAAAGAAUUUCUAAAAUGUGUGUCUGGCAUUAGCAUUUCAAUCUUAUCCUUGUUUUUUUUUUUUUUUUAAUCAAUUCAAUACAUGUUAAAUCACAUUUAGACAUUACAUGCUGUUUUUUACACAAUGUUUCACCUUUUUUCAAUUGAGGCUGUAAAACCAUUUCAAAGACAACAGGUCAUUUCAAAGACUCUUUUUUAUAAUCUAUAUACAUUGUACCAAAGACCUUUUUCUAAGUUCCUUAUCAAAUAAAUGUGUGAUUAUUUUUCCAAAAGGAAAAUUGAAGAUAAUGGAGUCUAAUCCUAUUAUGGUAUAAAAGAACCAAGUGCCAGAUAUGAGCUGAGAGAGAAAACAACUACAACUUGGUUCUCCUUUUCAUGAUCCUUCAGCUCCUCUGGCAUGUAAACAAUGUAAAGUCAAAUGUCAGAUGAAUGAAAUGAUGAUGAAAAUACCUCCUCAAUGACUGUCUUAUGUGUUUGUUUCAGAUCCAUAAAGAUUACGGGCAGAUUGGUAUAGAGGUGGUUCUCGCUGGCUGCCAAAGUAAGUCCCUCAAAAUUCCUGGAAAAGAGUUUUUUUAAGUAUUAAAUGUCUCUCAGUGUUUUAAAUAAUCAAUAAGAAAAACAUCCUGGAGACAGUUUACACCUGAUGAUCUUCUUCUGUAGGUAUAUCAGUGUUCCUGGAAAAACACAUCUUCUUACAUUCUUACAUUAAGUGUCUUGACACUUCAUUUAACUCUCUGUUAAAACAUUCCUCUGCUUCAUCGUAGAUGUAAGUGAUCCUCUGACAACUCUCACAAAUAUUACAAAACCCUCCUGGGAGUUUUUGUCCCACAUCCUGCAGCACCCACAAGGAUGUAUUUUUAACAAUCACGCUCAGACCCACCCAGUCACACACUAUUUGAUUUCUUUCAACAACACUGGAUGCUAUUUUAGCUGUUUUCUCCUGUUGUUGUAACAUGAAGGACUCCAUAGCUGGUAUGCUUCCCAGGUUUUCUUAGUCUGGUGUAAUAUGAAAUGCUGGCUUCUAAGGAAAGGUUACAACAAUUUUGUUUUUAUUACAAUGAAGCAUCUAUUUUCUGUGUUUAUUUUCAUUUUUUUUAUCCCACUAAAUUGGAAUGACUCACUUGGAUCAAAAGAUAAAAAUGUGGGUCUGCAGGAAGAAAAAACACAAUGCUAGAAGCCAGAGUCCGUGUCAGAUGAUUAGCAGCUGUUAAGCAGCGGUAAUUUGGCUGCACAGAGUUGAUAGCCUGUUAUGAGGUAAAAUGUGUCUUGUGACUGAUAGGGUAUAAAAACAGGCUGCACUAAAUAUUUAUGUAGCCAGGAAUAAUGAAAAGGUUCAAUCCAUGCCAAGACUAAAAACCACAUUCAGCCUGUAUCUCUCUAUUCUAGUCCACUUUAUGGGCUUCAGUUGUCACAGUGUAUCCUCUGUUCCGGGUCUUCUCAUAGACUCAUGAUAUCCACUCAAUCUCUCUCUUUAGCCGGUGUGGUGGACAACCUGCAGACUGGAGGUUUCUUUAAUGACAAAGUGACAAAAUCUUGUCUUUUCACUACCGUCCAUGAUGCUGUUCUUCACUGUCAGUCCUCGAUAACACAGAGCCAAGAAAAGCCAUUAUAUGAGGUAAGAUGAACUGUACAAUGCACAUCAUUUAUCAUAGAGGAUUUACACUAGGAACAAACAAAGUGGAAGUCCACCCAAAAUGAUCACCCCAGUUCAUAAUGUUUUCUGUGGGACUGAAGCUAAACAUGUUUAUCUCCUUAAUUUGUCUGUUUGGUAUUUGGUAUAAGGGAGAGUAGGGUAAGUUGAGGAAAAGGGUAAGUUGAGCCACCCCCUGUAGCUUGGAAAUGGUCAAAGAAAGUGAUCAUGUGACCAAAUAUUUAGGAGAUGGGCAUCAAUUCAUGGAGUCUGUGAAGGUUAGUAGCACAUGGGUGAAGGGGUUAGAAUUAAUUUCCAUAAAAACAUUUUUCACUCUUGAAAAUGAAUUUAGUCUGUCAUAAGUUUUAUUGGAAUUGUGUUCAGACCAAAAGAGAUCAUUUUAAAUUUGUUUUAUCCAUCAACUGGGGUAUCUAUGAGCUACAACAUGAGGUCAAAAACCUAAGAUAGAAGUCCACCAUUUUAGCUUAGAGGACUAAUAAAGUCAUCAUAGUACAUGAGUACAUUCUCAUGUUAAAAUGGCUUUUUUUUUUUUUUUACCACACAGCAAUAAUAAAAAGAUUUAUUGUACCAGUUGAAAGCGUAUAAUAGAUAAAAAAUAUACAUGAAUGUGAAGAAGUGACUGUUAUUUAGGGAGAGAGAAGGUGAGGGAGGGCUGGGGGGGAGAGUUGGGGGGGGGAGUAGUGCACCCAUAGGAGACCACUUUUUUUUGGCAUGCUAUAUUAUCAAGACAGUUAUGUUUACACUCAUUCUGUUGGUGUGCAAGGAUGCACAACAUCUUGAAAUACAUGCAGAUAUACUAGUUAGAGAGGAAACUAUGAUUGCCUUGAUGUAGUGAUCCGAAAUAUGAAAAAUGGCUCAUGUUACCCUACUCUCCCCUACUAUUUGCUCUUAUACAUGCCAGGGGAAACAGCUCAGUCUACUCAGCAGCCUCAUGUGGAAGAGUAAUGUAUGAUAAUUGGAAAUUAGUCAAAUGUGCGCAGUGAUUGAUGACACCCUGUCAGAUGGUUUGGGGUUAGGAAUGGCUAAGAAUCUAUAUUUCAAAACAGUAUUUCAUAUAAGAUGGAAUUUUAAUUUAAAUUAUUUGAGGUUUUAAACACAGAAUUACAAACAUUUCAGUUUCAAUGUAAUGUUGAACUUUGUGAUCGUGUGAGUGUGUGUGUUUAUCUCAUUUAUACAUCAGCACUUGCAUGCAGGUAGUGUAUCAUUCAGCCAAUGUGCUUUAGUUGCUCUGCCUGUUCUGUUGAAGAAUUUAGCUGGGUGCGUGACUUUGUGUUUCUGCUCCCAUGGAGAGAGCUAACAAAGAACAAAGAUGUGGCAAUGGUCCAUGAAACACACAGUUUACAGGAGCUACGGCAUUUCAAGGCGAGAGACAAACACAAAUACACAAGGGGAUACAAAAAUACCAAGGAUGUGAGAGAGCUGAUGUCCAGAUAGCCUUAAUGGACUUAUAGGGAAACAUGGCUGCAGACAUGUUUAGAUUAGUGAAAGCAUGCUUUUCAACAUGUUAAUAUAUGCAUGCGAAAAUUGUUUUAUAUGAUAUGAAGGUUUUUUAGAGUUAUGACAAGACUGAACUAGUUCAUUUCCCUGAAGUUGAAUCUGUUUUAUGAAAUUCAAGUCAUAUCUCAUCAUCAAAGAACAAGUAUACAGCCUCACGCAAGCAUAUAAGCAUUCAAGCACUACAUUCAUACUAGAGGCCCAUUAGUGAAGCAAUAUCUAAUUUUGUUUCAUGCAGUGAAUGCCAGAAUCACACAGAGCAAAGUGAAGACAUACGAUUUAAAAGAGUUUGAUGCUUGCUGAGACAAUACACCAAACUAAAUUUUGACAGUCCUCUUCAGUCCUGUGUCUCCUCUGCCAAGACUUUCAUGCCAGAGAGAAAGUGAAGUCUUGCACAUAUUUUAAAAAUCAGUGUGGUAUUUGGCUAUUCCAUUCCCUGUCCAUCUUGGUAUGUGUCUCCUUCACCCUCUGGUUCUCCAUCUAUGUUUGAUCUCUUCUGUCCCAUUUUUUUCACAGAACUUCACAGGGACUCAUUUCUGAGGCCUGAGAGGAACCAUGGAGGAUAAUAUAAAGAUCUGCCUGACACUGAAUACAGGAGGAUUGUAUCCAGCUGGGUUCAGGCAACUCAAACUCUUGUUCAUCAAAUAUUCAAAGCUUCAGACCUACAUGAAAAUAAUAGGUGCAGAGAAAAACAACUGGGUGC